Messenger RNA from Tigriopus californicus, 2774 nucleotides. RefSeq names its product fez family zinc finger protein erm-like. The transcript has 6 exons. Lineage: Eukaryota; Metazoa; Arthropoda; Copepoda; Harpacticoida; Harpacticidae. Gene Ontology annotation, molecular function: RNA polymerase II cis-regulatory region sequence-specific DNA binding; DNA-binding transcription factor activity. The record is from RefSeq and is a predicted model, not a curated record. The coding region runs from base 206 to 2443 and encodes 745 amino acids. Gene Ontology annotation, biological process: regulation of transcription by RNA polymerase II.
AGCGGCGAGCGGAGGAUCCCCUCUAUUUGCCGCCACCAAUUUGGAUCAGCCACGAAAGAAGCAGAAAAAUCCCCAAUGCUCAAAAACCUGGAAAUUUGUCUCCAGUUCAGAUUGUGAACUCGGCUUUGAGGGAGCACUGCAUUCUUCCCUGCACUUUCUUACUACCUUGGGACCACUUGUUAUCCAUUGAGAGAAGCCCCCAAUAAUGACAACGGACUCGGGUCAAGGCGAGACCUCGGUGGCCUCAACCAAUUCCGGCACGUCUUUGCCCACUUCAGUGUCACCUUCAACCACAUCCGCCUUCAGAGUGGUCACGCCCAAGCCGAAAAUGGCCUCAUGUUCCGAAGAUGAUGACUCCAUUGCCACCAACAACAAUGAACAAUCAAGUGAGAAUGUGAGAAAAGAUGAGCACCACAUUGAGCUGGAUGAGGCUCACCCCAAGAGCCCCCAGCCAUUCACCUGGCCUCGGAAGCCGGAUAUGCUACCAUUUCUCUCGUUAUGUUCCCGAUAUCCGAGUGGUCCAUGGGCGGGAUUGUUGCAACAGUCCAUUAAGGAGAGACAGGGAUUCGGCUCAGACGAGAUUAGUUUCGGUAUCCACCGCCUGAUGGAAUCUCCUCCUCAAGACAAAAGCCCUUCUUCAGUGUCUGGUGAUGAGGCUCUUCUCUCCCCUUCUUCUUCCUCUUCCAAUGCCACCAACUCCACGACCACCAACGCCAACACCAACAACACACUUAACAAUGACAAGACUCCUUCAUUAAAGUCGAGUAGCGCCUUCUCGCCUUGGAACCAUCCUCAGCUUUCGGGAAGAUUGGGCACUCUAAGCAGCCACACUCACGGCGUACCCAACAGCCCCACUUCCAAAGACUACCAACCCCAACAGCCCAACAAACAUCAGUCACAUCAUCAUCCCCACAGCCACCACCCACACCACCAGCCACUCCAACAUCCACGGCAAUCAGAAGAGAUGAGUCCUGGCAAGAUGGACGAAGAUAUGGAGGUUCAGGUUGACGACGAUGAUGACGAUGAUGACGAGGAUGGUGUUAAUAUCAGCUCUGAGAGUCAGGGCAUCACCACCAACACCACUCACUUAACCAUCAAGCCCGGCACACCGAGUAAAUCCAGCCUUUUCUCCGUCUCAUCUCUUUUGGGAGAUUCACCGUCCUCUCCCUCGACGCCUCCGUCUCCAAAGCAGGGAGCUAAUGACAAGGAGAAAGACGAGAUCACCCCAGCGGAAUUGGCCUCAAGAUCCUUCUUCUAUCCGGCUCUCACCUUGGACAUGUUGAACAAAAACCGCUUGGCAGCUGUGGCUGACUACUUGUCAUCCUCAGGGGGAAACCGACACACCCUUCCCCCACCACCUUCCUUACCACCCUCGGUGCCACCUUUCCCAUUCUUCCCCGCUGCAUUCACAUCCCUGGCCGCCAUGAAGGUCGUGUCCGAUUCGAACCGGAAUCUGACCCCCUCGUUCCCGUUUCCCUUCCCGGGAUUCCCCAAUCCAGGGUCGAUGGGCAACUGUCCGGAUCCGUCUGAGAUCUCCGCUCGUCUGCGGUCUUUGGCGGGUGCUUCGAGCAACAACAAUCACCUGAUCAACCCGCUGUUGGAAUCGGCCAUACCGACCACGGUGUCCUCGCCGACCACAGGAGACCCAAUCGGACAAUAUCGGUCCUUACCUUUGGCGGGAGACAUUUACUCCUGCAUGAAAUGUGACAAAAUCUUCUCGACACCCCACGGAUUGGAAGUCCACGCCCGUCGAGCCCACAAUGGAAAACGCCCCUACGCAUGCGAGCUCUGUAACAAGACUUUUGGUCAUGAGAUCAGCCUAACCCAACACAGGGCUGUCCACAAUUCUGAAAAGACAUUCUCCUGUAAGCAGUGCGGCAAGUCCUUUAAACGAAGCUCUACUUUAUCAACCCAUCUUCUCAUUCAUUCAGAUACAAGACCCUAUCCUUGUCAGUACUGUGGCAAACGAUUUCAUCAGAAAUCUGAUAUGAAGAAGCACACUUAUAUCCACACAGGUGAGAAGCCUCACAAGUGUGUGGUAUGUGGGAAGGCAUUCAGCCAAUCUUCCAAUCUCAUCACACACUCACGGAAGCAUUCCGGUUUCAAACCCUUCAACUGUGAUCUAUGUGGGCGGAGUUUUCAGAGGAAAGUGGAUCUUCGCCGUCACAAGGAGACUCAGCACACCGAUCUGAGAGUUCUACCGCCCUCUUCUCACCAUGGACGGCCUGGCCACGCCUCCAACGAUGGUCCUUCUGCACCUCCCUCUUCCCUAGCUCACCAUUUGUCGCCCUUUCCUCCCUUAAUGUCUUAUCGGAAUCAUCUUUUGAAUGGACCGCCCAGUCUGGCGACUUCUCUCCCUUUGCCCCUCCCUCAAGGUUUUGGCACGCCCCUUCAGAUGUCCUCGCCUCAAAUCACCUCUCAGCUGCUCGAAAGGACUGCUUAAAUUGAUGGACCUAUGACGUCAUUUUCUCUUGGAUAAACAUCAAAACAAAGAAACCAAACAAGCUAGUUAAUACUCUUAUAUUUCUUGUGAUAUCAAUCGCUAUCUCUCUAGUUGUUGUUUUCUCAUUGUCAAAUAAUUUAAUCGGACGACUAAUGGAAAAAUUUGCAAGUGACCCUAUCCAUAUCUACAUCAAAUCCAUGUUUCCUCACCCUCACAAUUAUUAUUAUCAUCCUUAUCAUUAUUAUUAUUAUUAUCGUCAUAAUCUGUACGUGCUCACCAGUGUGCAAUCAAAACACUCGAUCUAUGUAAUUCUACAAUAAAUGAUUCUUCU